Messenger RNA from Magnolia sinica, 1194 nucleotides. RefSeq lists its product as uncharacterized. Lineage: Eukaryota; Viridiplantae; Streptophyta; Magnoliopsida; Magnoliales; Magnoliaceae. The transcript has a single exon. The record is from RefSeq and is a predicted model, not a curated record. Bases 171 to 893 code for a protein of 240 amino acids.
CGGCAAAAACCCGAACCUGAUUCCUCUUCAAAAACCCAUCUCUCCUCCUUCCAAUCGAUCUUCAUUUUUUCUCUCGGUUAUCCUUGUACAUUGCAAUGGGUAUUUUUUAACCCCAAUUUCCAUCCCAAAUACCCCCCAAAAGAGAAAUCUCCCACACCCAUCUCUCCUUCAUGGAAGGAGAAAACAGAGCCAGCGAAAAGCCCUCUAUUUUCAAAAAUCUCGGCACCUCAACCUUCGAUUUCCUAUCAAAAUCGUAUAUUUUCUUCUGUUCAUUCCUUUCUAAUCAAAAUCCCCUGCUUUCGAUCUUCGUCGCAUUCUACACUCUUAUCCUUCUCUAUCUUCCCCAUCUCUUCCUUUCUCUGUUUUUCUCCCCUGUUUUGAUUUUUACUGUGAUUCUUUUAGUUUCCCUUCUCCAUUUGGGAGCUUCCCAAAACACCCAACUCGAAAAAGACGAGAUUUUUGAGCCGGAGAUCGAGAAGGCGGACUCGGAAGACGAAGAUCCUAUCUGGGUCGGGCCCGAAACCGCUACAGAGACCAAUACCGAUUCGAUAUCCGUGCAAAAGCCCCAUUUUUCGGAGUCGUUCGUGGAAUGGAGUCGGAAAGGGCCGCUGGAAGUCAUAUACGAGGAAUACGAGGGCGAGGAGGAAGAUUCACCGGAGAACGACCGCCGGAUGGUGUCGCUGUCGUUCUACUACACGGAUUCCGACUCGUCGGAGGGGGAAUUUCCGUCGGGAUUCCAGGCAUGGGAUUCGCCGGAGAGCCUUUCUUUCAGGUGGGAGGAUGACAGGGAGGAGGGGUUGAUCGAGAUCCCUUUGGGAGGGAAAGGGACGGUCGGAUUUCACGUAGAGGAGGAGAAUCUGAUCGAGAUCGAUCUUUCGGUCGCUGGGAAGUAGGAAAUUUCCGGCCGGUUGGUGUCAGAUUUCCGGCUGAUUUGGAUUACAUAGAGGUAAUCUGGUGAUUAAUUACUGAAAGGAUGUGUGAUGUUAGACACUUGUUUAUUAAAGAUUGGGACCGCUAGUCUGGUGGGCCACACCUUCGAUGGGCCGUAUUUCAAAAAGGACAUCAGGGUAGGCAAAUCUGACCACCUGAUCUGAAGAUUUUUGGCACGUUUAUUGUGAACCAUUGGUUGUAUUUUUAUUAACCAUCAAUAUGUAUUCAUCAAAGUCCUUCAAUCAAACGGUUAGGAUUCUCUGA